GUAGAGCAAAAAAGGCGCUGCUCUCCGAACCACAUUUCCCAACGUUCCCCAUUACAUGACGUCAUAAUUCUGCGUCGGUGAUUGUUUUGAAACGUUGGAAGAUAACGCGUUGGAAGCAGGUUAACUAUCCAUAAGAAUGUUUAUGCCAAGAGCCCUGAAGGUGAAAAGACCUGCCCAGGUUUCAAGGCAAGUUUUGAAUAAGAAAAGCAAGGUAGAUCAGGAGGAGAGGAAAGAUGAAGGUACUUCAGUGACACCUGUUCAGAAGGAGGAAGCAUGUGAAGACACCAACACACAGGAUGAGACACAAGCAGCUGGAGACUCUGCAGGGUUGACAGAGAGCUCAGUGCGUGAGGAUGGACAUAAGUCAAGUGCCUCAAGUGACACAGAUGAUGAGGAGGAGGAAGAGGAAGAGGAGGAACCUGUCAAAUCCUUCAAGAAGAGCCAAAGGUGGCCCGAGCCAGGGGAGCCUGUGUGUGUAAUGUGUGGUCGCUAUGGGGAGUACAUUUGUGACAGCACAGACAAUGAUGUUUGCAGUCUUGAGUGCAAAGCCAAACACUUGGCACAAAUGGGGAUGGGCACCGGGGCAGAUGUGUUCACCCGUAAGGACACAAAUGAAGGUGAAAGGACUCAACAGCCAACAGCUGACACUGGUGGAGUGAAUGAAAGUGAGGCCGGCUAUUCCUACAAGGAGGAUCGGUUCAUAUCAGGCCUCACAGAUGAGCAGGUGCAACGAAUUAAACAGGAGCUGGGCAUUGAAACCCAGGGGAGAGACGUUAGGAGACCCAUCGUUGAGUUUGAACACUGCGGCUUCCCUGCCACGCUAAGUGGCAACCUGAAAAAGGCCGGCUAUGAGGCACCCACGCCGGUCCAGAUGCAGAUGGUCCCUGUUGGUCUCAGUGGCAGGGAUGUGAUUGCCAGCGCUGACACAGGCUCAGGGAAGACUGUAGCUUUCCUGCUGCCAGUGGUAGUGAGGGCACUGGAGAAGCCAGCACACAGUGUGGGCAGCCCUGUGGCUCUCAUCCUGACCCCCACCAGGGAGCUGGCCAUUCAGAUAGAGAGACAGGCCAAGGAGCUUGUGAUGGGCCUCCCCAACAUGAGGACCGCACUGCUGGUGGGCGGCAUGCCGCUUCCCCCACAACUCCACCGCCUCAAAAGCAGCAUCAAAAUUAUCAUAGCCACCCCAGGACGACUCCUGGAGAUCCUGAAGCAGAGGGCAGUGCAGCUGGACAAAGUGAAGGUCGUGGUGGUUGACGAGGUCGACACUAUGUUGAAGAUGGGCUUCCAGCAGCAGGUACUGGAGGUUUUGGAACAAGUCCCCGAAGAACACCAGACUCUGCUGGCGUCGGCCACCAUCCCAACAGGGACGGAGGAGCUGGCUGCCCGAUUGGUCCGUGACCCCAUCCGUAUUGCUAUUGGAGAGAAGAAUCAGCCCUGUGCCAACGUGAGGCAGAUCCUGUUAUGGGUAGAGGAACCCUCCAAGAAGAAGAAGCUGUUUGAGAUUCUUAAUGACAGCAAGCUGUACCAGCCCCCGGUGGUUGUGUUUGUAGACUGUAAACUGGGGGCUGAUCUGCUGUGCGAGGCGGUCGCCAAGGUGACAGGCCUCAAUACUGUGGCAAUCCACUCCGACAAGAGCCAGUGGGAACGCAACCGCAUCCUCAGGGGUCUUUUGGAUGGAGACUUUGAAGUGGUGAUCAGUACAGGUGUGUUAGGAAGAGGACUGGACCUAGUUAACGUCAGAUUGGUGGUUAACUUUGACAUGCCAAACACAAUGGAUGAGUAUGUCCAUCAGAUGGGCAGGGCAGGUCGGCUGGGACACAGAGGAACAGCCAUCACCUUUCUCAACAACAAUAAUAAGCGGCUGUUCCUGGAGGUGGUGAAGCGGGUCAAACCCACAGGGUCCAUCCUGCCCCCUCAGCUCCUUAAUUCACCUCACCUCCAUGAGCAGCAGAGAAGGGAGAGACAAAAGGCCAAGCAGGGGCCUGAUGAAACGCUGGUCACCAAGAACAACCUCAUUGACAUCAUAAGGAAACACGACCGUCGCAAGAAAUAGCCUUAUCUUUCAAUCAUUCCUGUUAUGGUUCUGUCUAUUUAUUGAGUAAAUGCUAAAUGUUUAUUUUGUAUAGUGUUUUAUUAAAAAAUAAACUUUGAGGUCUCAUA
Epinephelus moara (kelp grouper) is the source of this 2157-nucleotide messenger RNA. RefSeq names its product DEAD (Asp-Glu-Ala-Asp) box polypeptide 59 (gene ddx59). The record is from RefSeq and is a predicted model, not a curated record. NCBI's taxonomy places the organism in Eukaryota, Metazoa, Chordata, Actinopteri, Perciformes, Serranidae. Gene Ontology annotation, molecular function: RNA helicase activity; ATP binding; nucleic acid binding. Bases 137 to 2050 code for a protein of 637 amino acids. The transcript is spliced from 8 exons.